Molecule: messenger RNA, 3103 nt
Organism: Anguilla rostrata (American eel)
Lineage: Eukaryota; Metazoa; Chordata; Actinopteri; Anguilliformes; Anguillidae
Product: 5-hydroxytryptamine receptor 1F-like
Exons: 3
Coding region: 1034-2119 (361 amino acids)
Biological process (GO): G protein-coupled receptor signaling pathway, coupled to cyclic nucleotide second messenger; adenylate cyclase-inhibiting serotonin receptor signaling pathway; chemical synaptic transmission
Cellular component (GO): dendrite; plasma membrane
Molecular function (GO): G protein-coupled serotonin receptor activity; neurotransmitter receptor activity
Source: RefSeq, a predicted model, not a curated record
UGUGUGCACGGUUCUGAGCGUGGCAGCAGUGUAGUGUAUUUGCUGGGACCUGACCUUGUUGCCUAAAGGCAGUGUAGUGUAUUUUCUGUGCCCCUGAGUGAGGGCUCUUUCCGUCAGUGUAUAUCCAGCUGUGCAAAUGGACACUGUGUGAAAAUGCAGACAGUUGUAACCUGCUCAGGAUAAAUGGCAGUACUGUGUCAAAGUGAGAGGGGCAAGCAUGGAUGUGCUGAAGGAAAAAUACUCCACGUGAAGGUGAAGAGAAGUGUUUUAGACAGUCAUCACUUCAUACAAUUAUGUUUCAUUUUUUCAUAGAACGUAUAGGUAAUGUGGAUGUUUUACACCUCCCAUGCUGUAACCUGUGAAUAGGUUUUUUUCGGGGGUUAUGAGUUCUUAUUGCACGCCUGGAUUAUAUAAUAAAUCUGUGAUAUCGUUCAGAUUAAAUACCACAUAUGUGACAAGGGGGAAAAAAAGUUCAUUCAGUGACAGGAAUCACCAAACUGACUUUCCGUUAUGUCUGCUUCUACACACGCCUAAUUAAAACCACUUUCCCUGAAUAAUGUCAACACAUCCUUUCACGCCACGACCCACCGUCCAUUUUUAUUCCACUUCCAGUAUUGCUUGAGUGCCGAAGCGCGUGUGGUAUUGCAGAAGCCAAGCGGUUAACGAUACACUGUGGAUUUAUUAGCUCUUGUGGAUUAAAAGCUCAUCAACACUCCUAGUGAAUCAAACGUGAGCGACUGAAGACACUAAUAAUUAAGUAGGCUAAAUGAUUUUAAUGAAACGGGCUAACUAACUUCUGUUCGUUGAGUAUAAAAAUGUUUUUGUCUCUUUAAAUGACAUUCAGCAGUACAGCCGCGGUGCGAACGCAAAAGGUGAAGCUUUCUGGGGGCUUCCCAUCGUAGCCUGCCCAAUCUUUGUGGAGACGAAGGCUUGGAUGGCCAGAGGUCGCUAUUGCACAGCCAAGCUUUUGUUGAACUGGUCCAAUCAAUGACAGCUGCUCUUAAAGGAGUCUGUGGCUUUUCACGCUGGAAGCAUGGAUUUAGCCAACUGCACCACCGUGCACCACAAAAGCACCAGCAGCAAGGUCCUGCUGUCCCUGACGCUGUCUCUGCUGGCUGUGCUGACCACUGCCAUAAACUCUCUGGUCAUUGCCGCCAUCGUUGUCACCAGGAAGCUGCAUCACCCUGCCAACUACCUGAUCUGCUCGCUGGCUGUGACGGAUCUGCUGGUGGCCAUCCUGGUCAUGCCCUUCAGCAUCGUCUACAUCAUUAAGGAGACCUGGAUCAUGGGUCAGGCGGUGUGUGCCAUCUGGCUGGGCGUGGACAUCACCUGCUGCACCUGCUCCAUCCUGCACCUGGCGGCCAUCGCCCUGGACCGGUACCGGGCCAUCACCGACGCGGUGGAGUACUCCCGUAAGAGGACGUCCCUGCGCGCCACACUCACCGUCGCCGUGGUGUGGGUCCUCUCUAUCCUCAUCUCCCUGCCCCCGCUGGUGUGGCGGCACCAGGGUAACCACGGCGACGAGUGCCUGAUCAAACACGACCACAUCGCCUUCACCCUCUACUCGACCUUCGGGGCUUUCUACAUCCCGCUGGCGCUCAUCCUGGUACUGUACUACAAGAUCUACCGCGCGGCCAAGACCCUGUACCACAGGAGGGGCACCAGCCGACUCAGCCGGCCGGAGGCGAAUGGCAGCGUGCUCCCCAAGGACUCUGACCGGGACCCCCGCAGCCCGGACCUCCUCAGCCUGCCUGAGAAGUCUUACUCGGACCCUUCCACCGAGGGCGACCGCGUCCGCAUCGCCCUCAGGAGCCCCCGCUUCGAGUCGCGGCGGCAGGGGUCCUUCAAAAAGCAGCGCCUCUCGGGUAGCCGGGAGAAGAGGGCAGCCACGACGCUGGGCCUCAUCCUCGGGGCCUUCAUCGUCUGCUGGCUCCCCUUCUUCCUGAAGGAGGUGAUCGUCAACACCUGCUCCUCCUGCAGUCUGCCUGCCGAAAUGGCCGACUUCCUCACCUGGCUGGGGUACCUCAACUCUCUGAUAAACCCGCUGAUAUACACCAUCUUCAAUGAGGACUUCAAAAAAGCCUUCCAGAAGCUGGUCACAUGCAGAUACUAUCUCUGAUGGAGAAAGAGAGAUAAAGAGAUAACGUGGAAGUAGCUUAUCUUUAAAAAGAGAAACUGAAAUAACAGGAGUUUGUUAUUUGUUUUUAUUUUCAAUAUGAAUGGAAAGUAUCGAUACAAUCUGGACAUUCUGAAAGUUACAACACAAUUGAACGCUGGAAAAUCUUUACAAAAGAGUUUUUGUACAAUACAAUACUGUUGCUUAUCUUACCUAAAUAGACAAAAUAUGGUCAAAUUUAUAAUGUGUAAACUUAGAAACAUUAAAACAGCUCCAUAACUAAUUCUUAUCUCAGACCUACGCAGCUAAUUAUCUUGAGUGAACACAUUUCCAUUGAGACUCUUUUCUUAUGUAUGCAUUGUACAUGUGCUAUUUCUUUUUCUGAAUCUGAAGCAAACUAAAGUUUGUCCAUCUCCACAUCUAAAGAGAGUGUGCAUCUUACAUGCCCCCUGGAUAUUGUGACAUCACACAAUUUUUUGGGUGGACAUCUUGCUUUGGCUAUAAGCUACAACCAGCGCUUGUAAGUACUGUAGUUCAUAAUAUAUUGCACAUCAUAAUAAUUUAAUUGAAGUUCCAGAUUUUGGAUUAUGUUAGUAUGCUAGUUCAUUUUAAAAUGGUAUAUACUGUUGCUGAGCUUCACAAAUGUUAUCUCUUAUCCUUUUAUUGUGUACUUUAUAUAUAUAUUUACAAAUAAUAGAAAAUUGAAUUUUCUUACAUACAUCUGAAAUAGUUAAUAUGUGAAGAAGUUUCCAAAAUACAUUAUAAUUGUCAUCAGGUCGUUUUAUUCUGAAAUCUGUGUGUUAAUUAUAAACAUGUUUAGUUACAAUAUCUAAGGAAAGCUUUUCUGUUCAGGGUUUAGCACUUAACCAUGCCUGUAUACUGUUAAACAACAUAAUUUUGUUGAGAAUUUCAGCAGGUCUAAGUCAUUAUAAAAACAGCAACAAAAAUCAACAAAAUGACAGGGAACAUACUGUACUGGUAGUCUCC